Messenger RNA from Striga asiatica, 1323 nucleotides. The record is from the annotation of a GenBank genome assembly. NCBI's taxonomy places the organism in Eukaryota, Viridiplantae, Streptophyta, Magnoliopsida, Lamiales, Orobanchaceae.
AAAAAAAAAAAAAAAAAACAGAGCACUCAAAGUUUUGCAACAACCUCCAUGGAAAUGAGUGCUCUAAUGCCUAAUACCUCAUUGGAUCUCAAUACCAAUCCCCACAGGAUUCUUGAUGACAAUCUGAAACAAGAAGCUGACAGUAAUUUCAUCAAGUUGGGAAUAAGUGCCACUGUUGAAGAAGAGAGAAGGGCUUUAAUGGAAGAGCUGUGCAGGGUGAGUGCCGAAAACAAGAAGCUAACAGAAAUGCUGACUACAGUCUGCGAGAACUACACCGAGCUAAGAAACCGGUUGGUAGAGCACACAGGCAAAAGUUGUGUGGUGGAAAAUGCAAAUUGUAAUAAUAAUAAUAAUAAUAAUAAUAAUAAUAAUAAUAAUACAGUAUCAAGAAAGAGGAAAUCUGAACUGAUGGGCUUCAACAGUGUUGAUGUUAAUGUGGGGUCCACAGACAGCAGCUCGAGCGGUGAAGUUCAUUCGUCCAACAAAUCAAGGGAAGAAAUCAUCAAGGCCAAGAUUUCGCGUGUUCAUGUCCGAACAGAGGCAUCUGAUACGAGCCUCAUAGUGAAGGAUGGUUAUCAAUGGAGGAAAUAUGGACAGAAGGUGACUAGGGACAAUCCUUCUCCAAGAGCUUACUUCAGAUGUUCUUUUGCUCCUACUUGUCCUGUCAAGAAGAAGGUUCAAAGGAGUGUAGAAGAUCAGUCGAUAGUGGUGGCAACGUACGAAGGAGAACACAAUCAUCCCCACCCCUUGAAGCCCGAGUCGAGUCCCACGAGCAAUCGAAGCAUGAAACUUGGAAGAGUCAUGUGCUCAAAUGCACAAACAAUCACACUUGAUCUCACCAAACAAAACUCAAGUCCCCAAGAGAAGAGAAGCUCAAGAGGCAAAUUCGAGACACCGCAAGUACUCCAACAGCACUUUGUGGAACAAAUGGCUUCUACAUUGACCAAAGAUCCAAACUUCAAAGCAGCCCUAGCGGCUGCUAUUUCGGGAAAGUUUCUUCAGCAGAAUAAUUGAAUGGGAAAAUGGUGCCCGACUUCAGGUGCCAAGAUAAGGAUAUGGAAUUUUCAUGUGCCAUUAUCCACAUAGUGAAAUGUUCUGUCUAUCAUCUACUUCUCUUACUUGUAAAUGGUUAAUUCUUGCUGAUACGGCAAAUUUACUCCGAGACAGAGAUUUCUAAUGAAUAUUAGGGUGUUUUUCUUUAGCAGUUUCUCUUUUUCCUCCGUUGUUUCAUUCAUUACAUAUGCCGACAAGCAUACAAGGAUUCACUUGUAAUGACUUAAUGACGUAUAACCUUGUCUUUUUAUACUUGGUCUAAACUUCACG